GAGCGGCGCGGCCGGAGCGCACGGCGGGAGCGCAGCGGAGCGGCCGGGCCGCCCUGCGAGGAGGGAGCAGCGGGAGCUCACCAUGGCCCUGGCAGAGCCCGCGAGCUGUGCCAAAGGCGGCGAGGACAGCAGCCCCUUCCCCGAGAUCAUCGAGCUGAACGUGGGCGGGCAGGUGUACAUCACCCGGCUGCCCACGCUGCUCAGCGUGCCCGGCUCCCGCCUCUGGCAGAUGUUCACGCAGCAGAGCACGCGCUCGCUGGCCCGCGACAGCAAGGGCCGCUUCUUCGUGGACCGGGACGGGUUCCUGUUCCGCUACAUCCUGGAUUACAUGAGGGACCAGCAGCUGGUGCUGCCCGAGCACUUCCCGGAGCGCGGCCGCCUGCAGCGCGAGGCCGAGUACUUCAUGCUGCCCGAGCUGGCGAAGCUGCUGGUGCCCAAGCUCAGCGAGCAGAACUCGCUGGGGGACGAUCCGUGCCAGAGCGACCCCGAGGAGCCGUCCCCGGGCGCGGAGGCCGCGCGCAGCCUGGGCUCGGCCGCUGCCGCCGCUCUGCCCGGCGCGGGCACCGAGGGCCGCAGGGCAGGGUUCAUCACCAUCGGCUACCGCGGCUCCUACACGCUGGGCAGGGACAGCCAGACGGACGCCAAGUUCCGCAGGGUGGCCCGGAUCAUGGUGUGCGGCAAGACCUCGCUGGCCAAGGAGGUCUUUGGGGACACCUUGAACGAGAGCAGGGACCCGGACAGGCCCCCGGAGAGGUACACGUCCAGGUACUACCUCAAAUUCACCUUCCUGGAGCAAGCCUUUGACAAACUGGCCGAUGCCGGCUUCCACAUGGUGGCCUGCAACUCCACGGGCACCUGUGCCUUCGCCCACGAGCAGACGGACGACAGGAUCUGGACCUCUUACACCGAAUAUGUUUUCUAUCGUGAGUGACACAAAACCAACCCUCCGCCAACCAGCUGCUGACUGUCCCUUCCCCGUCCCGUGCUGGCUGUGGCCUAGAAGGUAGAGAUCGACCCAUCCCCGAAUCCCGGCGUCCUCCCUUUGCCUCCUUUUCAGUUGCUUCUUGGGUUUUUUCCCCUCCUCCUUGCUCCACGUUGAACCUGCCCGGCUCUUCCUUGUAGCAGCUGCUGACCACCAACCUUCCUCCCUCUCCGUGACCUCUGCAGUCGCUCCCAACCCUCCCUGGAUGUGCGGACUCGGACACUGCUGUGGACGUGGGCUGGGUGGGAGGGGUGGGACACACUGGACACUGCUCUGGGCUGGCAUUCCUGCAGCUUGGACACUGGACCGGGCUCUGUGUCCUGUGCAGCUCCACGGGCUCCUGCUGCACUCACUGGGUGCUCGGAGAGGAAUCCUUGGGAUAAAGACAUGGGAAAGGUCCUGUUGUGCGAGGCCAACUCUCCAGGCAGCUCUCCAGGCACUGCAGCCUCCCAGGAAGCUCCUGGCUCAGCCUUCCCGUUCCCGAGCCUUCAGAACCAGAGCAGAACCCCAAAAAACCCAUGUCCUCCUCCGAGCCCAUCCUGGACAUCAAGGGAGACACAGCAGAAGCACUUCCAGAGAACCUGGGAGGAACAGGGCAGCAGAGCUCCUGCCCACCACGGGACACUGCAGGGAGUGGACAAUCCCUGGAACACACGGAGCCAACGCCAGCAGCCCCCAAGGACGCUGCGGAGCCGAGGGAGAGCCCCGGGAGGAGGCAGGAGCCGCCUGAGCCCGGGAAUGCCGCGGGAUCCG
Molecule: messenger RNA, 1735 nt
Organism: Melospiza melodia melodia
Lineage: Eukaryota; Metazoa; Chordata; Aves; Passeriformes; Passerellidae
Product: BTB/POZ domain-containing protein KCTD12-like
Exons: 6
Coding region: 83-931 (282 amino acids)
Biological process (GO): regulation of G protein-coupled receptor signaling pathway; protein homooligomerization
Cellular component (GO): signaling receptor complex
Source: RefSeq, a predicted model, not a curated record